Neodiprion fabricii is the source of this 4358-nucleotide messenger RNA. RefSeq lists its product as uncharacterized. The record is from RefSeq and is a predicted model, not a curated record. The coding region runs from base 133 to 2025 and encodes 630 amino acids. The transcript has 6 exons. Gene Ontology annotation, molecular function: signaling receptor binding. Lineage: Eukaryota; Metazoa; Arthropoda; Insecta; Hymenoptera; Diprionidae.
CGCUCGAUUGAUGCUCUGCCAUACGUUCCCACUGUCCAGCUUUGUGCGGUGUGCCGAGUGUGCUAGUUGAUUGUAAGUUUGUUGGGCAGUGUGUUUGGGCUGUUACAAAGCGCGCGGGGUGAAGACGCGGAAAUGGAUCCAGAAAACAUCGGAACUGAGGCCAUAGUUCGAGUGACACAUUGGCUGCGUGGUAUUUGGGAAAUGAAACGGCGGGCCAGUCCGGUUCAACAAUGGGUUGACUCUAUUCCGUCCUACGAGAACGCAAAACCUCCAUUUGACCAGGGAACCGGCAGUACGCAAACACCAGGCAAUUUACAACCAGAAAAUACUGCAGAGGCACAUUCGUUCCUUAAGAAGAAACAUCAACGAAAAUCAGAUAUGACCGCCUCGGCGCCUAUCACUAUUCCUAACUCUCCGGCCAUCACAAUGACUGGCCCACUCAGCUCUGUUCCACACAACAGACUCGUCAGGGAUCUCAGUCUUCAAUCUGACAGCAGCCAUUGCAGCAGCGUUGAGAGUCUUUUGGAAUGGCGAAAGGCUGAUCCAGAAGCGAUUCUGCUGAGUCUUGGCUUUGGGUACAAUAACAGUCCUCAGGAGAGCGGGUCAAUGCCUAGAAUACCAAAGAGAUUUUUGCAGCCUUCUAAGUUGAAGGGAAUUGUUAUAAAUGAUUUCCUCAAACAGCAGCAAGAGGACAGCGAAUCACUCGACACCGCGUCUCUGGGAUAUAGAGGACUCACUGGCUCCCCGUACGUAGCUCCAUCGGAGAUUGUACAAAAGAUUAUGGAACGCCUACGAGAACACGAGAGUCACGAAAAUGAUUCUUGCACCAAUACAAACAGCAGCAGCAGCGAGCUCUUCGGUUCCAUGCAACAGGAGGGCCGAUUAUCUGUUCUUUCACCAGAUAAUAGGCAAUACCUUGAGCGACCAAGAUCGAAGAGUCCUGAUAUGCGUAACAAACGGAUGAUCAUAGGUGAAAAAUCAUUCGCCUUUGGAAAACAUGGAGACUUAAUAGAAAUGAAGUCAUUGGACAUCACUGAAGAAACCAAUUUCGAUGGAGACACCAAUGACUUUCAAAGCAAGUCGAUAGAUCCUGUUGACAAUUUUGACGAAGAUAUACAUGAAUUAGGUCAAAGUCUUGAACAUAUCGCACAAAGUGUUGAUGCAGUGAUUGACAUUGAAAAAUCUAGAAAAAUGUCUGCGAGAAAAUUGGCAAAACAAUUAUCAUUCGACGAGGACAACUUGAAGUAUGGGCAACACAUAAUGGAUACGGAAGGAGAGUUUGCGUUACAUUGUGAGAGACUGAGCAAAGAUCAGAGCGAUUCGUUAGCGACGGUCGUCUCGAAGUGGUCUGACACUAAUGAGACCACCACCGACGGGAACGAAUCGAUUAAUCAGGAUCACGACGGUGACCAGAAGGCAAAUCCGAUAUCACGGCGAGCAAGCGAUAGCCUAUGCGAAAUGCAAAAGAGAUAUCUUGUACCACCAGGUGAGGAGAGAAGGCUAAGCGACAGUACAAUACACAGUAAAUCAGAAAAAAGAAGACUGGUUGAUAAAAAACCAAGCCUAAAGCGACAAGCUAACGUGACCGAUUCUGAUCCAAUAGUAUGUGAAAACUUAGGAGAUCGUAUUACGGAAUAUGAAAUGCACAGUGAAGAAUCCAGCACGCCGGAUAAAUAUGGUUUAAAAUCUGUAAAUACCUGGGAUUCUAAUUCUGGCGAAGGGAACUGUGAUGCAGAACAUGAAUCGGGUACGCGUAAAGAUGCGGAAAAGUGGAAAGUUUGCUGCUCUGAGAAGGCUGAUCUAUGUUGUAAAAACGAUGAACUGGAUCAGAUCUGUGAACACGAGGAAACGUCAAUAAAAUGCUGUUGUCACGCUAACAGUACAAAUUGCUGGCGAAAAAUGUCGGAAAUAAUGAAGAAGAAACAGAAAGUGAAAGAUAUGGUAGCUAAAAGUAAACAAGAAAUGGACGAGCUUCGAGAAAUGAUUAACAGCGUAAUGUCAGUAACAAUGAAACCCGGAUGUUGAGAGCCAUAACUACCAACAUUAGUUGCAACAAUGCGAACUUAUGGGACAAACAGAAAAUAUGAAACAGCGUUUGUUGUUUGGAAGUCAAAGUGUGACGCAUAUGAAACGUCCGUCAUUAGUAACUCAUCAAAUUCUGUCUGAAGAUACGUUCUUCCAUAGAUUUAUCGACGAUAUGUGAUAUUUUACAUUCCACAAAGUUUGACUUUUACUUCAUUUAUACACUGCUAGCCAAAAGUUUGGGUAUACCAGUCGAAAUUUGGUGCCGCACUAAAAAUUAGAUAGGAGAUUCAAGGAUAAAGAUAAUCAAACGUUCCAAGCGGCGUUUUAAAGAGGAAGAAUGUAUCUUCAUUUUGCCUUUUUGGAAAAUUCCUCACAUUUUUUUUUACUCUGUUACGUAUUUUUGACGUGGCGAUUUGUCGGUUAUUUUUUAGCCGCCGAAAGUUAACCGGACAGCUUAAAGAAUAAUUUUUCCUCGGUUUCUACUAUGGUAAACCUCAAAAAAAUAUCAAAACCUAUAUUUUUAUUUUUUAGAAGGUUCCGUAGAAUUUUUUUUCAUCUCAGUAUUGCAUUUUUAGCUAAAAGACAUGUUUAAUAAAAAAGCUGUAAUUCAAUAACUAGGGGGUUUCAGAGGAAAUGUCAAGAGGGUAAAAAGUUGUAUAGGUUCACACUGAAGUAGCUUGAAUUUUUUCAAAAUGUUUGGUCGCGACUCUGAUGAGUGGAGAGACUCUAUUUGGGAAUUAUGUGGUCUAGGACAAUAUAUCAUGAGAGAAAUUUUUUUUGUUUUUUUAUUUUUAAUUAACAAUAAUUUUUUCAGAUUAUUUCUUUUAAAUUCUAAUAAUUUCUCCAUAAUCUAAAUAAAAAUUAUUCUAACACAUUUUUCAAAUUUUUAACGUGGAAAAUUGACUGAAUAUAAAAAACUUGGUACUAAAAAACGAGGCGUGAUUGUUACUUAACGUAAUCAUGGCAUGGCAAAGGUGAUUUUUUCUAUUUUUCAGCACAAAACUCUUACAGAUAAGAUAAGAGACGUGAUUGACUAUUUUUUUUUUGCGUUAAAAACAAUUUCAAGAGCUUAAAGCUUUUUCUUUAUGUUGUCUUAAGUCUGAUAGUUCUCGCGACAUAAUAACUCAACUAACGAUGAUUUUUCGAGUGCAACCGAAAAAAUUGCCCCUCCACUCAUUAGAGACUCAGUCAAAAAUUUGAAAAAAAAUUCUGAAAAAAUUCAAGCUACUCCAGUGUGAACCGAUGCAACUUUUUACUCUCUUGACAUUUCCUCUGAAACUCCCUAGUCAUUGAAUUACAGCUUUUUUUAACCAUGUCUUUUAGCUAAAAAUGGAAUACUGGGACGAAAAAAAAUUCUACGGAACUUUCUAAAAAAUAAAAAUGUAGGUUUUGAUAUCCUUUAUAAGUUCAGCAUAGAAAAAACUGGUGAAAAAAUUUUCCCUGACCUGUGGGGUUAAUUUGCUGUGGCUAAAAAAUAGCCGAAUAACGGCCAUGUUCAAAAAUACGUCCGAAGGUUAAAAAAAAUUAUGGAAAAGAUUAAUUUUUCCUCUUUGAAACGCUACUUGGAACGUUUGAUUAUCUUUAUGCUUGAGUCCGCUAUCUGACUUUUAGUGCGAGAAGAAAUUUCGACUGGUAUAUCCAAACUUGUGGCCGACAGUGUAUGUAUGAAUGUAUACAUUAUUUGCACUGUAGGUGUAUUUAUAAUGUGAUAUAUUAGUUUUAAUAUUGGAGUACGAUCGUGAAUAGAUAAGAGUGAAAUACUAUUUUGCGGAACAUAAUACUAGAGAAAUAAAUAAUUGAAAAUAGGUAAUCAUAGAAAAAUUCUUGCCAUUCAUAUUAUAAUUGUGGGUUUUACCAGGGAAUCGUAUGACGAAUAUUCUAACAUUCCAGUGCUCAUUCCAAGAAUAAGCUGUUGUAUGUACUUGAUUAUACAUAUAGUAUACCAGGUCAAUUUCACUCCUCAUGAUAUAUUCUAAUAAGUCGCAUAAUAUUUCACGUAAAUUUGGAUAUUGGGAUAUAUUUUAUAAGUAUUUACGUCAUGUCAGAUUUGCUAUUCAAAAAGCAGAGAAAAUUUCUUAACAAUAUCUUUGUAUUAUGAUAUGUUACAUACAUGUGAUCAGGAUUCUAAUCUGAUAUUGAAUCCGACCAAUUAGAUUUGCCUACGAACGCGCAUUUUAUGCAAUUUAAUUAUUGUUUUCUCGUCGUAAGAUAACGGCCAUAAUUACAAACACCAUAAAUAAUAAGAGUUUUGUUUCAGAGUUUUAUUCCUCGUUUGUAGAUAAUGUUCAAAGACUCGCCUAUAAUGAUAGUAAUAAAUACGAUUGCUAAUACCA